AUGGAGAACUCAGAAGAAAAUCCAAAGAAGCAGCAGAAGGAUUUGUUUUACAAACAACAACAGCAACGUCUGCAAAAUAUCACUCUGAAAAACAACCUUUCAGCAGAUGAUUUGAUUCGCAAUAUUCUCGAAAAGGUGGACAGUGAUGCAAAAAUUAGCAAGCUUUGUGUGCCACAACAACGAAGUUCUCAGCAGUCAGCAACGACUGUCGCCAGUUCAACUUCAUCACCCCAGAUCAUUGAACUUCAUCACCAGAGCAAUUGUUUGCCUAUUCCACAAUGCUUUCUCAUGACCAAUGAGAUUCCGGCCAUUUACCAGCAAGUGUGGAACGCUGCCAAGCCUGAAAAUUCCUCCGGAGACAUUUGUGAUCGAGACAAGCUGUACCAGGUGCUGCUUCUCUCAAAUCUGCCCAGCCAUGUUCUGGCCCAACUGUGGGGUUUUGUCAAUCGCACAAUACCAGGUCAACUGACGAAACAAGAGCUCUUUCUAAUGCUCGCUCUAAUUGGCCUCAUUCAAGGAAAUAGCCCACAGCCAGUGGAUGAGCUGUAUAAAGUUACCUCUAUUCCCCUUCCACAGUUUCCUAAAUUACCGCACUCAGAGGAUAAUAAUCCAUUCAGAGGAAACACCCAAGUGAAGGCGUCUUCCACGUCGGCAAUAUCUUCCCAUGAAAUCACACUAACUGAGCCUUCUAAUACUGAUGAGGACUUUGCCGACUUUAAAUCGGCCGAUUUCGUUACCCCUGCAGACAAUAACGUUACCAAAUUAGGAGGUGACUUUAAAUUGGAGACUACUCCUGCAAAUCAUUUUGACAGGUCGGUGGUACCUGCUGCACACGAUGAAAAUGUUAAAGAAAAAGACACAUCACCCGACAGUAUUGAUGCAGUAUUUGAUGACUUCAAUCUAUCUAAUGGCAGUGAAGGUCCGUCAAGUGAAGUAAAUAACCUGUCACUAGUUGACGAAGUAAACAGCCUGAACGAAGCUUCACCAUCCUCCAACAACCUCCCACCGUUGCCAUCAUCAUCUGACACCAGCAUUUGUGUUCCAGCGUCUGAAGCCGAUAAACCCGUUAAAGACUCCGAGAGCGACCGUUAUCGCUCUCUACGGGCUCUAACCACAAACACUCAAAGCAACGAGUCGGACGACUUUGGUGACUUCUUUUCUCAUUCAGCAAAGGACUGUGAUACUCAAACGCAAGAAGAAGUUGCCAGUAGUUUAGCGCCUAAAGAGAAGAUUGAAACUGUACCAGCCAUUUCUAAUAAGCGCAAAAUACUGACGGCUAUAUGCAAAGUAAUGCAAAAGACUUUCAAUAUUCUCCUGAUCAACCACGACGAAGAGUCAGUUUUGGAGGCAUUAGCCUCAAAAGAUGGCGUCAACUUUGCGAAUGAUUUGAAGGAAGUUUUUGCCAUUGCACAGCGCAUCAGUGGAAACCUGCAAGUGCUGAACAAUGCUUCGGAAAUCGAUAUGUGCAAUGCAGUAUUUGAAGAGACCUCCAACAAAUGGCAUAUGAUUCUCAAUUUAGUUGGCAAAUCUUCUCCCAAUGUAGGCAAUGAUUGUCGUAUGUCG
Rhagoletis zephyria (snowberry fruit fly) is the source of this 1563-nucleotide messenger RNA. Lineage: Eukaryota; Metazoa; Arthropoda; Insecta; Diptera; Tephritidae. The record is from RefSeq and is a predicted model, not a curated record.